AUCAUCAUCAUCAUCAUCAUCAUCAUCAUCAUCAUCAUCACCACCACCAUCACAGCACAAGACCUGUCCCGAGCUCGUUCCCGCCUCCCGCCGCAGCCUCGCUUACAACAUCUCAAUCCGCCCUCGACCAUUCUCGCAUCCCCGUUUAGGAAAUACUCGACCUCCGUUGCAUCGGCCCCUCUGCACUUUCUCCACCCCCGGACUUCGCACUGGUCACGAGAUACAAGUCGUGUGCUUCUAUUGCUUGAGCAUUGCCUCUUGAUAAACCAUCACCAAACCACCAAUUCACGUUGUUUCUCUGUUUGCGCAAUCAAGUCGUCGGUCAAACUCGGCUCUAUUCCGUCAUCAGCUCCAAUGCUCCAAGUCUGCCACCCAACCCCUCCAGCAACUGUCCUUCCUGGGCACUUUGCUGCCCCAGUGAGGCGAACACCCAGAGCGAUGAAUCCGCCGUCAGCACCAAACCCAGCGGGGGAUGCUGGUGUUCUCCCAGAAUUCGGCAGCCUCAGCAUUCGGGAUGCGCCAUCACCACCAGGCGAGGAAGAGCUCGAUGUCACCAACAUGUCCCGCGAAACCGCCAUGAAGAUACUGGUGCGGUCCGUACUUGCGCUUGCCAAUGCUGCUGGCGAGAUCCCUGCUACACCACCUCUAUCACGACCCCAUACCCCUUCCGGAAAAGAGAACGUCCCAGGUACGCGUCCGCAUAGACGAACGGCGUCCCGGCCAGCAACGCCCAUACCGGCAGACAGAGCACAAACUUCAAGAACAGAUCUGGAGCAGCCCGAAGCGCAUCACGACGAACCCAUCAUCGACAUUGGCGCAGGAGCAGAGCCCGAGUAUGUGCAGCGAGCGAACAUGGCCCGCAAGUUCUUUUCGAAAUCGGUCCCAAAAGUCAGCUUGGAGGAAUACUGCAACCGCAUCCAGCAGUACUGCCCGCUGUCGACCGGAGUCUGGCUGGCAGCUGGCUCGUACAUUCUCCGCUUGAGUCUGGUUGACAAGUACGUCCCGCUCACCCACCGCACGAUGCAUCGGUUAGUGCUUGCGUGCUUGACCACGGCGAUGAAGACGCUCGAGGACCACCGGUGGCCACAGAAGAGGCUGGCAGCAGUGGGCGGUGUGGACGAGAUGGCCCUUGGCCGGCUAGAGCUCUGCGUUGAAUUCCUGCUGUCGUUCGAUCUGCAGUUCCUGGCAGAGAACCGGUUGAAGGACUCGACGGUCGCGCUGCAAAAGGCGGGCCAGGCUGCGGUGAUGACAGCCAGACUGCCGUCGUCGUUCAAAUUGAGUAUUCCACGGACACGGCACUAGCAUCCAGUUUUUCUUUUUCUUGAAUGGUCGGUUCAGUAGAGACCGACAUAGGGCUGGCGUUCUGGAACAGCAUACAGCCUUGGCUAGGGCUCGUGUACGAUAUGUCGGAGCCGUAUUACAGUUUGAUGGGCACGGCUUGCAGAGGGACUCUGGGCCAUUUUGAGAUACCACGUAGCACACAAGAAAAGUCCAAUUGAAUUUCCUCGCUCCGCCAG
This is a messenger RNA of Paraphaeosphaeria sporulosa, 1517 nucleotides long. RefSeq lists its product as uncharacterized. The transcript has a single exon. Gene Ontology annotation, molecular function: cyclin-dependent protein serine/threonine kinase regulator activity; protein kinase binding. The record is from RefSeq and is a predicted model, not a curated record. Gene Ontology annotation, cellular component: nucleus; cyclin-dependent protein kinase holoenzyme complex. Gene Ontology annotation, biological process: regulation of cyclin-dependent protein serine/threonine kinase activity. The coding region runs from base 355 to 1302 and encodes 315 amino acids. NCBI's taxonomy places the organism in Eukaryota, Fungi, Ascomycota, Dothideomycetes, Pleosporales, Didymosphaeriaceae.